CACAUGACUCACGACACAAGCGUGUUUUCACGAAUACAAUUUUGGCUUUGGCUCCAUCGUCUUUCAACGGCUAACAAUUCUCCAUUUUUUUCCCUCGGAAAAACUCCCUAUUCUCCUACCAUUUAUAAGGUGCAUUCAAUGGUCAGUAGUUCUUCUCACAAAGGAGUUGAAAAAUGGAACCCUUGAGAAAGUCUUUGAAAUCAUACUGUUCUAGUGCAAAACAGCAACAAAACCCUGAACAGCAACCUCUCCUGGUUCACUCCGACGACAGUCAUACGGCAGAGUCCUUUGAUGCUCGCAAGCAGAGAGAAGAAGUGGUCGUCAACAUAGACGACUGCAGCGAUGCUGCUGUCAAGGAAAAUGGGAACAACACCUCAAGGGUUCAACAACCUUCAGGUUCAUCCAAGAAAUCCAAAGUUUCAUUUCAUGAAGUGUUGACUGAAGCUGUGAGGCAAAAGAGCAAGGACGUCUCAGGCCAAGCACCCCAGUGGUCUUCUGGUUUGGGUGGAGGACAGUUUUUGAGGUGUGAUUCAACUGAUUAUCUUCGUCAAAACUCAUGGAGGCAAUUGGUGAAUAAAACCAAGUCCAGGUUGCUUGACCCACUUGAGGACCGAUAUGGAAGGAGCAACAGUAUGUACUCUGAAGACGAGUUCAAAGAAAAUAACAAUGACGAGGGAGACAAUCCAGAUGAAUACAAGGCACUGAAGUUCAAUUUACUGACGAUACUUCAGUGGUUAAGUCUGGUUCUAAUUAUAGCAGCCUUAGUUUGUAGUGUCUCCAUCCCUGGUAUCAAAAGUCUAAGGCUUUGUGACCUUCAGUUAUGGAAAUGGGAGAUAAUGGUUUUGGCAUUAAUCUGUGGACGACUUGUUUCGGGAUGGGGAAUCCGAUUAGUUGUGAUCCUCAUCGAGCGCAAUUUUCUUCUGCGAAAACGAGUUCUCUAUUUCGUGUAUGGAUUGAGAAAACCUGUUCAGAACAGCCUCUGGUUAGGUCUCGUAUUGCUGGUGUGGCGUUUGAUAAUAAAUGACAAAGUCCAGGAGGAGACCGACAGCAAGGUGUUACCAUACGUAACCAAGAUUCUCAUAUGUUUCUUGGUGGCUACCUUGAUAUGGCUCGUCAAAACCCUCCUUGUUAAAGUCCUUGCUUCAUCAUUCCAUGUAAAAACCUUCUUUGACAGGAUCCAGGAAGCUCUUUUCAAUCAACACGUCCUUGAGAUACUCUCUGGUCCUCCCUUGUUUGACAAAGAAGAAGAACAGGAUAAUGAACCCGAGAUUGAGGACUCACAAAAUACCAGCACCCUUCCUCCAAGGACUGAGGCAGCACAAAAAACCAGUAAGGUCAAGAAUAGUCCCAGGAUUUCAAAGCUAAUAUCUAAGAGGAAAGCUGAGAAUAUCCAACUCGACCACCUUCAGAAGCUGAAUCAGAAGAAUAUAUCAGCUUGGAAUAUGAGGAGGAUGAUUAAUAUGGUUAGCCGCAGGAACUUGACUACCCUGGAUGAGCAGAUACUCAACUGUGAGAGAGAUGAUGAAUCAUCAGUGCAGAUUAGAAGUGAACACCAAGCAAACGAAGCAGCUAACAAGAUUUUCCAGAAUGUUGCUAAGCCAGAGUCUCAAUACAUUUACAUUACAGACCUUAUGCGCUUUAUGGGUCGAGAUGAAGCUAUAAAGGCAUUGCAAGUCUUCGGAGCAGGAAGUGAAGACGAAGAAAUCAACAAGGCAUCUCUCACCAAUUGGCUGGUAAUGGGAGUGGAAUUCCCUUCUUUUUUCUUUUGUCUUAAGUUGUUUAGAGACACACUAAAAGACCUUUUUUUCAUCUUCAAGGUCAAUGCCUUCAGAGACCGAAAAGCACUUGCAUUGUCCCUAAAUGACACAAAAACUGCCGUGGAUGAACUCCACAACAUGUUGAACAUCGUAGUAGCCAUUAUCAUUAUCAUAAUUUGGCUCAUCAUACUAGGAAUCCCUGUCUCCCACUUCCUUGUUUUCAUAAGCUCACAACUUCUUUUGGUGGUGUUUAUCUUCGGGAAUACAUGCAAGACUGUAUUUGAAGCAAUAAUCUUUUUAUUCAUUAUGCAUCCAUUCGAUGUGGGUGAUCGCUGCGAGGUGGAUGGAGUGCAGAUGGUAGUAGAAGAAAUGAAUAUAUUAACCACAGUGUUCUUAAGGUAUGAUGGCCAAAAGCUUGUAUAUCCGAACAGCUUAUUGUCUACCAAGCCCAUCGGAAACUUCUACCGAAGUCCAGACAUGGUUGAAACACUUCAAUUUUGCAUCCAUGUUUCAACUCCACCAGAGAAGAUUGCCACCAUGAAAGAAAGAAUUAUUGGGUACAUAGAGAGCAGGGAGCACCACUGGCAUCGUAACCCACUGCUGGUUGUCACGGAUGUAGAAGAGAUGAACAAGCUGAAGUUUUCGGUAUCGUCGAAGCACAAAAUGAACUACCAAAACAUGGCGGAGAGAUGGAUUAGGAGAGGCCAUUUACUUGAAGAAACGAUUAAAAUACUUAAAGAGCUUGACAUUGAAUAUCGGUUGCUGCCUAUGGAUGUGAAUGUGAGGAACAUGCCUAAUUUGGUUUCACACAGGCUGCCUUCAAAUUGGAGUACUUGUCUUAGCUAAGCUAAUUACUGGUGUAGAAGAUUUAAUAAUCUUGGUGGGAGUUUGAGAGCACUGUUGGUUCAAUAUCCAUCUUUCUGUCUACUAGAUAGUAAGUUCAAGACAAAACAAAGCACUGUCUCAUCCCAUGACUUGGGGGAUAGCCUCUAAAUAUAGAUGGGUAUAGAUUUACUGUAUGUUUUGGGGAGGAUGGUACAAAGAGUUGAAUAACAUUUUGUGAAGACAAAUGAUUAUGUUAGAUAAUAUCGAAGUGGCAUGUAUAUAUAUAACAAGAAUAAUCACAGAUAUAUAUAUAUAUAUAUAUAUUAAGAAA
Messenger RNA from Gossypium arboreum, 2913 nucleotides. Its product is annotated as mechanosensitive ion channel protein 8-like. The record is from RefSeq and is a predicted model, not a curated record. The transcript is spliced from 4 exons. Gene Ontology annotation, molecular function: mechanosensitive monoatomic ion channel activity. Gene Ontology annotation, biological process: transmembrane transport; monoatomic anion transport. Gene Ontology annotation, cellular component: plasma membrane. NCBI's taxonomy places the organism in Eukaryota, Viridiplantae, Streptophyta, Magnoliopsida, Malvales, Malvaceae. Bases 174 to 2603 code for a protein of 809 amino acids.